Sesamum indicum (sesame) is the source of this 833-nucleotide messenger RNA. RefSeq lists its product as uncharacterized. The record is from RefSeq and is a predicted model, not a curated record. Gene Ontology annotation, biological process: vacuolar protein processing. Lineage: Eukaryota; Viridiplantae; Streptophyta; Magnoliopsida; Lamiales; Pedaliaceae. Gene Ontology annotation, cellular component: intracellular membrane-bounded organelle.
GGGGGUAGAUUCGUCAUUUCAAGUGCCAUGUAAUUCUGCUGACCUCCUUUUUGUCUGGUCACCAUUUCCUCCUCGUCCGCUCUCCGGCACCUUCAGCAACCCCCGAAAAGCGACACCGUCCCGUCGACCAUGGCCAAUCAAGGAGCGAAGAAACGCAAAGAGGAAAACGCCCGCCACAUGAGGACCCUCCUCCGCCUCAUCCUCGCCUCCAACGCUAUAUAUGUAGUGAUAAGGAUCGGAGUAUUCUACUCGAGUUUCACGUGGAAGCAUUGGGCGGGCUUGAUUCUGACUUCGCUCGCCUACGUUAUACCGUACCAGCAGCUCGCCGCCAUGGCCAAGCCUUCUUAUACUGACGAUGGGGAGCUUCUAGACGGCGGCUUUGACAUGAGUACCGGUGGGAUUUGUGGAUAUUUGCAUGAUGUGAUAUACAUUACAUGUUUCGUCCAACUCAGCUCCAUCAUUUCUGACAAAUUUUGGUACAUAUACUUGGUGAUUCCAGGGUUUGCAGCAUAUCAACUCUUUGGCCUUGUCAAAGGAUUUUUGUCACAUGGUUCAGAGGGGGUAGAGGAAGAUGAAAAGACAAGAAAGAAGAGAGAAAAGAUGGAGAAGAGGGCUUCAAGAGCCAAAUUUGUGAAGACUAGGACCCGAUAAUGACAUUCCUCUUGAAUAUUCAGUCAGGAAACGUUAAGAGUUAGAGGAUACCUUAAGUUAUGGAGUGCUAAUUCUCCAUGCAACAAUGUUAAGUUGUGGUACGGUCUGGAUUGCUUUAUACAUGUAUUUCACUAGCAGAUUCUGUUGUAUCAGUGAUUUAGAAAUACUGUUUCAGUUUCUUA